Molecule: messenger RNA, 5133 nt
Organism: Recurvomyces mirabilis
Lineage: Eukaryota; Fungi; Ascomycota; Dothideomycetes; Mycosphaerellales; Teratosphaeriaceae
Gene: INO80
Product: putative DNA helicase ino80
Exons: 2
Coding region: 1-5133 (1710 amino acids)
Biological process (GO): chromatin remodeling; DNA-templated transcription; DNA repair
Cellular component (GO): nucleus; Ino80 complex
Molecular function (GO): histone binding; ATP-dependent chromatin remodeler activity; ATP binding
Source: RefSeq, a predicted model, not a curated record
AUGUAUCAAUCACCCACACAGGGCGCCGCACAUGCUGCCUACUCGCCCACACACGACCGUCACGGCCGAUCAAGAGCUGCCUCAUACACCGCAACCGACUCACCUUCGAUGGCGAGACUCCCACCACCACCCUCACCUUCCCGCGAUCGGCCGACGUCAAGCUAUUACGACCCUAUCAGCGAGACACGGGCCAACACACGAGACAUCAGCGCGCACAGCACACCAUACCACAUGAGGUCGCCGGUGCAGAGCCGAUUCCCACCGGACUCGAUACCCCUUCCACCACAACCACACUACGCGAAUGACUCGAACAUGUCUCGACCUCACGGCCAAUCGUCUCCUCCAGCUUCGAGCCAUGCACAUCCAGCUCAACCACCUCUUGAUGCACGAUCUCCUCCCAUGUACCAUCCACCACGGACUAACGGCACGCACUCACAUACCAUGAGCGCCGAACUGCCAUCUGCAUCCAUCGCUCAGCCCACGUCGGUACCCACGCGCAUGUCGAACCCCAUGUCGAUGAAUAACUUGUUGUCGGAGGACACCCCCACAGCUCCACCACCAGAGCCGACCCCAGCGAAGCCUCCCACUCCAGUCGAGAUUGCCCCGCCUGCGCCAAAAAGCACGCCUCGCAAGGCUAGCCGCAACUCGAGUGCAUCUCACCAGGGUCAUCCGCGCGUGAAGGAGGAGCAGCUAGACCCACUGCGGUCACGGGCUGACAAAGUAGCCAUUCCGCCUGCACACGCCACUGUCAUUCGUCCGCCCCGACCCCAAGCACCAAUCCAGACAGGACCACCGGGUCUCACAAUCCGCGAUACCGAGGCAGCGUGGGUGGAGAUACAGGCCCAGGAUAUGAGCGAUUUGGAAGAAGAAGUGCCUGGUAUGGAGCCACAAAAGCAGGAAUGGCAUCAGAAGUCGCGAAAGCGGACUCUCGAGCUAGGAGUAACGGAGGGUAUGAAGAGGAAACGUAGAAGGAUGAACUUGAUGCAGAAAUAUCACGAGCACUUUAACGCGGCUGCUGAGGCUGAAAGGGCUGCAUAUCUCCAGGCGCACGAGGACGAGGUUGCGGAAGAAGUUCGAGCCAAGGAGGUGGAGGAGGACAAGGAGCGCAAGAAGGACCAGCAGCGGAAGAGACGGCGUGAGAAGGCUAUUGCUGAUGAGCAGAUCAAGCGUGAUGAAGCCUUUCGGUCACUCGAGACGAUCACAGACGAGGAAGAGCGAAUCAAGGUCGAGAAAGACAUUCAGCGGUUUGACAAGAAGAUUCGCGAUACACAGAGCCGACUGCAGGGCAUCACGCCAACCAAGGAUUUCCGCCACGAAAGUCCUACAAAUGGCGUACCCAGCCGCAAAGACCGCGAUGUGCCCAUGGAACACAGUUUCAUGAACUCCUUCGCAGCUGGCAGCCAUGGCGCAGACGAGGCGCAAACACCCGAGUUCUCCGGGGCAGUCGGUAAGAGGGGCGGGCGUGGAGGUCGUGGAGGCAUGAGCGGCGGCGGUAGAGCUCGCAAGAGCAAAGAGCAGAAGGAGGCGGAAAAAGCUCGCGCUGCUGGUGCCCAGGCUCAACUCGACCAAGGUCAGGAGCUACCACUCAUUGCUCCAAAGGAGGAAGAGAGACUGCAAGGCUAUGCUAGGCCUGUGCCAUCGUCUGCGCGCGACGACUCUGAGGAGCCGAGUGAGAUGACUCCGGUGGCAUUUGAGACACUGCAGCCUACCGCUGGAUUGACUGGAAUGGCGAGGUUUGAAAGUAAAGGCUAUCUCCAAAUCUACGAGCAGAUUUCACGAGAGUUGGCCAAACAGGUGCCCAAGGUUGCCCGCAUCAAAAACAACAGCCUGGACACCAAACAAUCGAACGCACGCAAGACCGCACAGCUUGCGGCGAAAGAGGCUCGAAGGUGGCAGCUGCGCACCAACAAGUCAACGAAAGAGGUCGCUGCACGAGCGAAGCGUGCCAUGCGAGAAAUGCUUGGCUUCUGGAAGCGCAAUGAACGUGACGAGCGCGAAGGUCGCAAGGUCGCAGAACGUGCCGAGCUCGAUAAGGCAAAGAAGGCCGAAGCUGAGCGCGAAGCCAACAGGCAGAAGCGGAAGCUGAACUUCUUGAUCUCCCAGACUGAGCUCUACUCGCAUUUCAUUGGCAAGAAAGUCAAGACUGAUGAGAUUGAGCGGCAUGGUUCUGAUCCUGAUGGCACGACGCCUAGUGGGCAGACUAUAGUCGGCAAUGAGGACGCAGAGCAUUCAGUCGACUUGGGUGACUCGCUUGGCAAGCUAGGCACGAAGGUAACGAAUUUCGAGGAUCUGGACUUUGAUGCCGAAGAUGAGACGGAGCUGAAGAAGGCCGCUAUGAUCAACGCACAGCAUGCGGUCCAGGAAGCCCAAGACCGUGCUCGCGCUUUCGAUCGAGGUGGAGAGGAGUUGUCUGGUGCUCAGGAGAGCUUCGACGAAGGAGAGAUGAACUUCCAGAAUCCAACUUCGUUGCAAUCUAUGGAUGUCGCCCAGCCGAAGAUGCUCAAUUGUCAGUUGAAGGAGUACCAGCUCAAGGGUCUCAAUUGGCUGGUCAAUCUGUACGAGCAAGGCAUCAACGGUAUCCUUGCUGAUGAGAUGGGUUUGGGCAAGACCGUGCAGUCGAUCUCCGUCAUGGCGUAUCUGGCUGAAGUGCAUGACAUCUGGGGACCCUUCCUCGUCAUCGCGCCUGCGAGUACCCUCCACAACUGGCAGCAAGAGAUCACAAGGUUCGUGCCUAACAUCAAGGUCUUGCCGUACUGGGGCUCUGCGAAAGAUCGAAAAGUGUUGCGCAAGUUCUGGGAUCGCAAGCACAUCACUUACAACAAGGACUCGCCUUUCCAUGUUUUAGUUACGUCUUACCAGCUGGUCGUGGCGGACGCAGCGUACUUUCAGAAAGUGAAGUGGCAGUACAUGAUUCUCGACGAGGCGCAAGCGAUCAAGAGCUCGCAGUCCAGUCGGUGGAAGAGCUUGCUGGGGUUCCACUGCCGCAAUCGACUCUUGCUUACUGGUACACCAAUCCAGAACAAUAUGCAGGAAUUGUGGGCGCUUCUGCACUUUAUCAUGCCUUCGCUCUUUGACAACCACGACGAGUUCUCCGAGUGGUUUUCCAAGGAUAUCGAGAACCAUGCUCAGUCGAACACGAAACUCAAUGAGGAUCAGCUUCGUCGUCUGCACAUGAUCCUCAAACCUUUCAUGCUGCGGCGUGUCAAGAAACAUGUCCAGAAGGAACUAGGCGACAAGAUUGAGGAGGACGUGUUCUGCGACCUCACGUAUCGUCAACGAGCUUACUACACCAAUCUUCGCAACAAAAUCAGUAUUCUCGACCUCAUUGAGAAGGCUGCCGUGGGCGAUGAUCAAGAUACCGCGACUCUUAUGAACCUCGUCAUGCAGUUCAGGAAGGUUUGUAAUCAUCCAGACCUUUUCGAGCGAGCGGAGAUAAAGUCCCCUAUGGCUAUGACAAGGUAUGCGGAGACUGCCAGCUUCAUGCGCGAGGGCAGCUUUGUCCAAGUAGCUUAUUCUGUGAGGAGCAUGAUUGAGUAUUGGUUGCCUAGUAUGCUUGGCGAGGAUGCUGGGAGAUUGGACGUGGCGGGCCCUGGUAAUGCGAGGAUUGGGUGGAGGAAGAAGGCGCUGGCCACGGAUUUGAGUAUCUGGGACGAGAGGAAUGUCGUUGCUGGUCAGAAAGACAGAGGAGCAUUUUCGUGGCUGCGAUUUGCGGAUGCUUCGGCUGGUGAAGUCGCAGACGUGGCAAGGAAGCCUCUGAUGGAUCGAGCGGUGGAGUUGGCUAAGAAGGACAACCAUCGUCUCGGCAAGCUCAAAGUGGCGUUUGAUGAUGAUGAGGACGAGCAGGAGAACCAAGGCUACAUACCUGUCCACGCCAUGCUCAACAUUGUCAAGCGUAACGACCGCAAGCCGCUCGCCGAGGUAACAGAGCAAGGCUACCUGAGCCAGCUCAUGAAUAUCUCGCAGAACAAGAUUGACGAUCAGGGCUACGGAGUCAUCGAAGCCCUCUACUUGCCAUCAGCCGCUGCACCACCAAUCGAGCUCGUCUGCCCAAGCCAGCAAGCCUCAGCAGAACAGGAUACAGCACUCUUCGAUGUGCCCUUCCGCAAGGCACUUUACCCCAUGUCCCUCUCCACCGAGGCGGCCUUACUGGACAAGAAACUCCCACCAUCCAAAUGGCCCACCACCGGCCUGCUCCCAGCUCCAGAAGCUCAGAAACAGCGCUUCACUUCCAUCCGAGUACCAAGUAUGCGCCGCUUCGUCACCGAUUCCGGCAAACUCGCCCAACUCGACCGUCUUCUCCGCCAACUGAAAGAAGGCGGUCAUCGCGUCCUGCUCUACUUCCAAAUGACGCGCAUGAUCGAUUUGAUGGAGGAGUAUCUCACGUAUCGCAACUACAAGUACUGUCGUCUGGACGGUAGCACGAAACUUGAAGACCGCCGUGACACGGUGGCGGCUUUCCAGAGUAGUCCGGAUCUCUUCGUCUUCUUGCUCUCGACCAGAGCUGGUGGUUUGGGUAUUAAUUUGACAGCUGCGGAUACGGUCAUCUUCUAUGACUCGGAUUGGAACCCUACGAUAGAUAGUCAGGCUAUGGAUCGUGCUCAUCGGCUUGGUCAAACGAGGCAGGUCACUGUCUAUCGUCUCAUCACACGUGGCACUAUCGAAGAGCGGAUUCGCAAGCGUGCGUUGCAGAAGGAGGAGGUGCAGCGGGUCGUCAUUUCUGGUCAAGCUGGUGGUGACAGGGUUGUAGACUUCAACAACCGGAGUCGUGAAAACAAUCGGACGAAGGAGAUGGCUAUGUGGCUUGCGGAUGAUGACCAGGCUGCUCUCAUCGAGCGACGGGAAGCUGAAGUCCUUGCGGAGGAGGAAAGCAAAGCAGGUGCCAAUGCUGGUGGUGCUAACAAGAAGAAACGCAAGACUGGCCCAACGACGGGAGGCAAGAAGAAAGAAGUUAGUAUGGAUGAUAUGUAUCAUGAAGGCGAAGGUACAUUCGACGAUGGUCCUUCGCAUGAGCCUUCGGGCGCUGCGACGCCGGUCUCGGCUAUGGAGGGUCCACCAGCUAAGAAGAAGAAGGGUAUGAGCAAGAAGGCGAAGACGGUGCAGCAGCGGCUUGCUGUUGUUGACGGUGAUGCUUAG